GGGAAAGAGGAAAACCGUGGAAAACUGCAGCGGGAAAAGAUCCCCGAAAAGACGAGUCUAAAACCACGAAAAAGGAUUCUCAAUCCUUUCACAACACCACUGAAGUCAACUCUUAAUCAACGCUAGUCCGGUCACCAUCCGGGAGUCUCAAAAGGAAACCAUCGAAAACCGCUCCUUUUGCGAAGCCCCAGGAAGCUGGAUUCAAUAGGAAUACUGGGGCAAAUCCACAGUGAAGAACAAGAUAAAGAAAAGAUUAUCGGUAUGAUCCGUAUCCGUAAGAUUUAACAGAAAUGUCGUUGCUAUUAUCGACGGGCCGGCGUUCCGUUCCGCUGGUGCUUGUCGUUAACUGUCGCUGUUUUGCGAAACCCGGCCGAAAUCCAGACAUCUACGAAACUCUUGGAACACUUCAUCCCGUUACAAAGGACACCAAGCAUGGUUUCAUCGCCCAGGGGAAGCGUGCUCUGUACGGUGCACGCGACUUUUACCACGAUUUCAUCGGAACACAGAACGUACGAACAGCGCAGCAGAAGCUGGAGGACCUUCACGGAAAAAUCAGUGUAGUAGAAGCUACACGGUCGCAGCACGAGCUGAAAUUGGUUGAAAUAAGAAAACUGAUCGCCGAGGUACAUGCUUCUCAACACCGUACUGAUCGCAACGAUGCCAUUUACUACGACUUGACAAAAAAAGAGUUUCUGCUGAACUCCGAGAAAAUACGAUUAACGGGCCUGUUGGAUGUGACGAUCUACGAACUGCAGGUGCUACAGCGCCAUCUCACGCAGGCCAUCUUCGAGAUGCAAACGAAGCAAGAGCAUGUGGCCCAUAAUGGUCGCGUUGUGAAAAUACUGCUUACCAUCGUUGCCGGGACGUUAGCUUUCUUGGGAAAGGAUGGAUAUGAAAUCUACCGAGAUGCCGACAUACGAAAGUGGAAAAACUCUAUACAAUCCGACGUGAAAGAACUGCUUCGGCGAACGGAGGAAAAACCGGUCGAAGUGCCUAGCGAAUCAUGGGCCAGUUAUCUUUAUCGGCAGCCAGUUCGGUUUUAUCGCUACAUGGUUACGAGUAAGCAAGAUCAGCCCGCAGAAUCAUGGGGUAGCUAUCUUGGUCGGCAACCGGGAAGGCUGUACCGAUACAUGUUCCGCCAAGAAAAGUAAUUCCAUGUGCCUUUUUCUGUCAAUGUUUAUGUGAUUGCAGAUUCAGCAUCAUGAAUAUUGUGAUACUGAAGUAUAUUCAAGAAUGAAAGUGAAAUAUAUACGCUUUCUAGCAGUAUUCGUUUGUCCC
Molecule: messenger RNA, 1278 nt
Organism: Anopheles darlingi
Lineage: Eukaryota; Metazoa; Arthropoda; Insecta; Diptera; Culicidae
Exons: 3
Coding region: 291-1151 (286 amino acids)
Source: RefSeq, a predicted model, not a curated record